Messenger RNA from Sorex fumeus (smoky shrew), 3049 nucleotides. RefSeq names its product family with sequence similarity 219 member B (gene FAM219B). NCBI's taxonomy places the organism in Eukaryota, Metazoa, Chordata, Mammalia, Eulipotyphla, Soricidae. The coding region runs from base 12 to 515 and encodes 167 amino acids. The record is from RefSeq and is a predicted model, not a curated record. The transcript has 5 exons.
GCGGCCAGGCCAUGGCGACGGCCGAGCGCGGCGCGCACGCGGGCCCGGGCCGCGCGGGGCCCGCGGGGGCGGCCGUGGAGAAGCGGGGGCCCUACCUGGUGCCGCGCGCGCCCUCCCUCCAGGCCAGGCUGCAGAAGCACCGGGACCUGGCCAAGGCCGUGCUGCGCAGGAAGGGCAUGCUGGGGGCGCCCCCGAAGCGCCCCGACUCGCCGGGGAAAAGGUCAGUGAAGUUUAACAAGGGCUACGCCGCUCUCAGCCAGAGUCCAGAUGAAAACCUGGUGUCCCUCGAUUCCGACAGUGAUGGGGAGCUGGAAUCCAGAUACUCCUCCGGGUAUUCCUCUGCUGAGCAGGUGAACCAGGACGUGAGCCGACAGCUGCUCCAGGAUGGGUAUCACCUGGACGAGAUGCCGGACGAUGAGGACUUGGACCUCAUCCCCCCGAAGCCUAUGGCCUCGUCCAUGUGCUCCUGCUGCUGGUGCUGUCCUGGGGACUCGCCCUCCUGUACCCUGCAGUAGACAUAACCCCUGAGCUAGGCCCUGUUGGCCAUUGUAAGCCGGGGAGUUCCCCAAGCAUUGCUGCAGCCCCAGGCCGCUGACUGCUAUCCCCCUGGGAAGGUCAGUGACCUCGGAUACCCCUUACUUGGUGCUUCUCAGACCGGGGAGCUUCCAUCACCCCAGGGGGGACAGCAUGCUGCCAUUACGUCCGCUGCGGGGGAAGUCUGAGGGCAGGUGCAGACGGACCCUGGGUCUUCUAUUUUUAUUUUUGGUUUCCGGUCACAUCUGGCAAUGCUCAGGGCUUAGUAACCUGGCUCUGCACUCAGGAAUUAACCCCGGUGGGGCUCGGGGGAUUAUAUGAGUUGCCAGAGACCCAACCCAGGUCAGCCACAGUGCAAGGUAAAUGCCCUACCUUCUGCACUGUUGCUCCAGCCCCGAAGCCUGGGUCUUCUUGAGUUGGCUAGGAGAACCCUCCCAGGCCUCUUGGUGGUGCUCGUCCUUUGGCAGGGAGGGGACGAGAACUUUUCUGCCCGGACUGGGCUGGCUGCUGGUAUGUGGGGGCAGAAAGUUGCUGUUGGGGACUCGUGGCUGGGAAUCUUUGUCAAAGAAUUGAUCUGAGACUGUUCUGGUGUUCCCCCGUGCUCCUCCUCUGCUUUGCCCCAACGUGGGGUCUCUGUUUGGCCUCCGCGUCAGCAUGAACUCAGCACCAGGGGAAGGUGGCCCAGGGGUAAUGCAGGCUUCGCAUGUCACAGGCACUGAGUUUGAUCCCUGGCCAUUCACGUACAAGAAGGAAAAGGACCAGGAGCCGCACACAGUCACCUCUGACCGUUUCUGGAGGUGCCUGUCUGUGCGGGGUCUACAGGCCCAUCCUCCCAGAAUCCCUGAGCUGAUAUCUUCCCCCCGUGUGACCACCUGGGACGCAGGUCAGCCUGGAGCGAACACACUGCGGUGUUUGUUCCUUUCCCUGAACACCAUUCUCUGCCUUGGUCUUAGCUACUUUCUCCACUUAGUCGUUUCCUUUUUUUUUUUUUCUUUUUCUCCAGUUGAGAGGUGGAGGCCGUGUGUUGGGCCACCCUGGUGCUGCUUGCCACUCUCAGCAGAGCUCAGGGGAUCGUGGUGGGCCCAGAGAUCAAACCAAAGACUCACAGGCCAUCGUUGAGCUUUUUAAAAGAUGUGGGCGGAGGGACUAGCCAGAGGCCUGCGGUUUUCGUGAUGACCAGCAGAGGGAGCAGUGGAGGGCUGUCGGGAGCCUUGCUUGUUUUUAUUUUGGGGCCACGCCUGUCUGGUGUCAAGGGUCCUCCUGCCACUCCCGGAUGGUCUCUCCGGGCAAAGCACACACUCAGCACUUUGAGCUCUCUCCAGCCCCUUGUUCCUCUACUUCAACUGUUGGGAAAUAAUUGGGUGAGAAGCUUGCCAGGAUGGAGAGGGGGGGUCUAUGCCACGCCCCCGGCACUUCAGGAACACGGCAGAGAAGAUGUCCCUGCCCGCAGCCCCCCACUCCCCCCCAUUGUCUGCCAGGCCUCUCUGGAAUUGGAUUUUUCUUGUUCCGUUUGGUUUGGGGCCACACCCAGUGGUCCUCGGGAUCAUUCCUGCCGGUGUUCGGGAGGCCAUAUGGGGUAUCAGGGAUUGAACCCAGGUUGGCUGCAUGCACGGCAAGUGUCUCUCUGGCCCCCAGAAUCGAGUUUUUCAGUGAUUCUCUUCCGGGGGAAGGGGAGUCUCCUAGAAAGAAGCAGCCUGGUGAGGGCUGGCUGAGUGGGUGGGGCUCCUGGCCCCCAGGAGCUUCGCAGUGAGGAUCAGAGUACUGGCCCCUCUGGAGAAAGUGCCUGUCUGUGGCCUCAUUUCUGUCCUGACUGCUAGGGGCAGAAGAGGAGCGGGUGCUUGGAGCUACUCAUCACCCCAAGGUGACAGGACAGUAGUCUUGAAGGGUGCGAAGCCACCUUGCUAAUCCUCCGAGGGUGGAACCCCAUCAGCAGCGGACCGCCUGUCCCACGGGGUAAAGCGGGCUCCGGGCGCUGAGGCCACAGUGUCACAGGCAGGCCAGCAGCGUCCCAGCCAGGGGAGGUGGAACAGGGCACAGAGGGGAUCCUUGUCUAUCCAGAGUGAGACCGCACGGGCACCUUGGGGAGCAGCAGCUCCAUGAGGAACCCCUCUAGUCCCUGACAGGGCAUCCGAGCCUCCUCCGGCACGGUGGAGAACGUGCCACGUCAAUGGCUCGUGUCGGGGCAGCAUGACCACAGACGGGCAGAAUACAUUUCAGACAUGGGUCGUGUCACCUGAGCAUUUGGCAGCUGCUGGGGGAACCCAAGACCGGAUCGCUCAGGGAAGCCGCUGCUGGACACCAACACUGGUGGGCACUGUGCAGGGGGACCACGCAGUGCGACAGGGCUGGACCUCAACAGUCAGGGCACCAAGGUGCCCACUGCCGUAGCCAGAGUGCUGGGUGUUGUGCAGGGAGACGGCCGUGGGUUCCCUGAGAGGGCACUGAGGGUGCGAGGACUCUCCAGGACGCUCCUCGGUUUCUCGGUUUCUGUAUGUUUAUGAGAAUAAAUACGAUC